Molecule: messenger RNA, 621 nt
Organism: Lactuca virosa
Lineage: Eukaryota; Viridiplantae; Streptophyta; Magnoliopsida; Asterales; Asteraceae
Source: the annotation of a GenBank genome assembly
AUGGAUGCAAUCAAAGCUCUAUCCUCUUUUCAAGUUGAUGUGAAGAUUAUGAGUGCUAAAAACAUCCAAGUUUCCAACUCCAAAGACUACUUGUUUGUUAGAUGCUACCUUUCGGUUGGAAAUAACAAAAGGGUGCGUUUAGAGAGUCACGCAAUCCCUCCAAAUGAAAAAAUCUGUUGGAAUGAGUCAUUCUCUUUGGAUUGCAUAGCGACACAAUCCAUAGACGCGAUCAUUCAGGGAACUGUGGUUUUUGAACUCCGUUCCAGGAGUAGUAAAACUCCUUUGUUACAGAAGUUCAUUGGAGGUAAUGCAAACGUUCGUGGGUCACAACUCCUUGGAAGAGGUGAAGUCUCAUGGAGAAGUGUUUUCGAGUCCCAAAACAUGGAAGCGGAGAGGUGGCUAGUGAUGAGAUCGAAGAAAGCUGACAUUAAAGCGCCUUCUAUUUGUGUAAGUAUGAAGAUUCAAAACCCACAGGUGAAAAAUGAAACAAAGACGAAAACUUUUGGCAAGUUGAAGAAUAAGCGGGAUGAAAGCUGUGGUUGCUCACAUGGUCACUGUUGUGAAACUUCGUGCAUUGAUAGUGAGCUUUUUGCCAUAGGAUUUGCCUUGGAUGCUUUUUAA